AUGUCCGGCUACAGUAAGCUGACGGAUCGGAAGCAGAGUGUGGGAGCGCUGCAACGAGCUGUCUCCACCUGCCCGUGUCUGCGCCGCUUGUGCGGGCUGCACGACAUGGAACCACCGCCCCCUUCUGGUCUGCACAGGGUCAUGAUGGUUGGUCUGGGCAACUAUCAAAUACAAACCAGUCGCUGCAGUGUGGGGAUGACAGCUAUCAACAUCAUGGCAACCAAGCUCAAUGUGGACCAUAAGUGGCAUUUCGACAGAAGAUUAUGUGGGAAGGUGACAAUCGCAACACGUGGACAACAUCAGAUCAUCCUGCUGAAACCACAGCAGUUAAUGAAAAUGAAUGGAAUUAGUGUCAGUCUCGCAGCCAACAUUUAUCAAGUAGCACCGGAAGAAAUUUUCUUGUUUCACGACCAAAUAUAUAUACCUCUGGGUAAAUAUAUUAUCACAAAUGAAGGACAAUCUGCAAGGGAACACAGUGGAGUAAUUUCCUGCAUAAACAAAAUGAAAAGUGAUAUUAUGCCACGUUUGAUGAUUGGCAUUGGCCCUCCCCCACACAGAUCAAAGCGUGGGACACUCCAUCACAUACUGGGACGUUUCAGCAAAGUCCAACAACACAAAGUGAUGCAAGUGCUGGAGCAGUGCACUAAUUAUUUGCUGGAAGAUUUGGAUAAGGUUUGGAAGCCAGAGGUAGAUAAGGAGUCAGGGAAAAUAGCCAGCUAUGUACCAAAUGAAGGAAAGCUGUCAACUGAUGGAGAAAGCAGUUGA
This is a messenger RNA of Stegostoma tigrinum, 765 nucleotides long. RefSeq names its product peptidyl-tRNA hydrolase 1 homolog (gene ptrh1). The record is from RefSeq and is a predicted model, not a curated record. Bases 1 to 765 code for a protein of 254 amino acids. NCBI's taxonomy places the organism in Eukaryota, Metazoa, Chordata, Chondrichthyes, Orectolobiformes, Stegostomatidae. The transcript is spliced from 5 exons. Gene Ontology annotation, molecular function: peptidyl-tRNA hydrolase activity.